AGAAACUAGCUUACAACGGCUACAACAAGCACGAAGCACGCUAUCUUGGGCUUCUCCCGCAAGACACUCUUCAUUGCAACUGCAGCUGUUUGUGGAGCGGCGCGGACAUAUUAAUUGGCAUAUUGAUGUAUAUUGCAACACAAGUUGGGGCUGCCUUGGGAGGUUUAACAAUCGCGAAGUAGAUCGCACGCGCAUGCUCCCAGAGCAACGCCUGCCAACUGCAUUUACACACAGCAUAGCAUAGCUAGUGGUCAGCGGCAUACUUUGCCGCCGUAAUUGAGGUCAUUAGCAUAAAAAUGCAGCUCGGCCAGCGCGUUCGCCCCUUCAGCGGCGCCUCGGCGGCCCGCAAGCCCGCCCGCGCUAGCGUCACCGUGCGCGCGUCCGGUGCCAAGCGCGACCCCAAGCAGCGCAUUGUCAUCACUGGUAUUGGGAUUUGCAGCGUCCACGGCAACGACCCCGAUACCUUCUACCAGAAGCUGCUGAACGGCGAGAGCGGCGUUGGCCUGAUCGACCGAUUCGAUGCGUCGGAGUUCCCCACUCGCUUCGCCGCCCAGAUCAGGAACUUUGACGACGAGAACCUGAUCGACAAGAAGAACGCCCGCCGUUACGAUGACUGCCUCAAGUACACUAUGGUGUCGGGCAAGAAGGCUCUGAUCAUGGCCGGACUGGAGAAGGAGCGCUGCUCCGAGGGCUACAAGAAGGUUGACCCCACCCGUGUGGGUGUGCUUGUGGGCACCGGUAUGGGCGGCCUGACCGUCUUCCAGGACGGUGUGUCCAACCUGGUCCAGAAGGGCUACAAGAAGAUCUCGCCCUUCUUCAUCCCCUACGCCAUCACCAACAUGGGCGGCGCCCUGCUGGCCAUUGACCAGGGCUUCAUGGGCCCCAACUACUCCAUCUCCACCGCCUGCGCCACCGCCAACUACGCCUUCGUGGCCGCCGCCAACCACAUCCGCAACGGCGACGCCGAUGUCAUGGUGGCGGGCGGCUCCGAGGCGCCCAUCAUCCCUGUGGGUCUGGGCGGCUUCGUGGCGUGCCGCGCGCUGUCCACGCGCAACGACGACCCCGUCAAGGCCUCGCGCCCUUGGGAUUGCGACCGCGACGGCUUUGUGAUGGGCGAGGGCGCGGGCGUGCUGGUCAUGGAGUCGCUGGAGCACGCCACCAAGCGCGGCGCCAAGAUCUACGCCGAGUACCUGGGCGGUGCCGUCACCUGCGACGCACACCACAUGACCGACCCCCGCUCCGACGGCCUGGGCGUGUCCACCUGCAUUGAGCUGGCGCUGAAGGACUCGCGCAUCCCCAAGGAGCAGGUCAACUACAUCAACUGCCACGCCACCAGCACGCUGGUGGGUGACAUCGCCGAGGUCAAGGCCAUCAAGAAGGUGUUCACGGACACCAAGCACCUCAAGGUCAACGGGACAAAGUCCAUGAUCGGCCACUGCCUGGGCGCCGCCGCCGGUGUGGAGGCCAUUGCCACCCUCAAGGCCAUCGAGACCGGCUGGCUGCACCCCACCCUCAACCAGCACAACCUGAUUGAGGAGGUGGCUGGCAUUGACACCGUGCCCAACGAGAAGAAGCAGCACCAGAUCACCGCUGCCAUCUCCAACUCGUUCGGCUUCGGCGGCCACAACUCCGUGGUGUGCUUCGCGCCCUUCCAGGAGUAAAGCGCUCGGGUGUUUUGCUGGGGCGGCCCGGUGCUAUGUGGGCCUGGGGCUUGCUGGGUAAAAGCCUGGGGUCGAAGGCGCAAGGGACUAGCACGGUCUGCGUGAGCAGAGGAGGUGCCUGUCGCGCGCGGGGAGGCGGCCUCGUGAGGGCGGCGCUGCAGCGGGGUGGGGUGUCGUACACGGAGGUGGCGUGGGCCCGGAGGCCUGGUACGGGUGUGUGUCAUUUUAGGCUUCUCUUGACUAAAAUAUGUUUUGAAGGAGGUGGCGGCUGUAGGCAAGGGGAGGCGCGGCCCUGGAGGGCGGUUGUCGUGCUCAAGUGUGCGUGGGGCGGUAGGUUCGUGCCCCGGUGUGCAUGGACUCUUGCCCGCUUUGUGUCGCAGGCUGGCCCCCAGUUUGGUCUUUAUUUGUAGAGUUACUUAGUGGCUGUCAGUCCAGUCAGUGAGGGACUUCUAGUUUUUCUUUAGAAGCAGACGCGACUGGCCGAUCGCGCCGUUUUCACCGAAACGCAACAGAUCGACAGGCUGGGCUCUCGCACUUAUACCAACAAGGAGACAGCAAUCGUUAAGACACGCGAGGCAGCUAUCAGCGCGCUCCGCGCGGAGGAGCCCGACUACAUCAUUCGCGCGCAAGCAGCUGCGGAAGGCGACCUACCAGCAGCGUGCCCAGCUCCGGGCGCAGGCGCUGGUCCAGACCAGGCGCUGGUCCAGACCAGGGUCCUGGGGGCUCCGGCUCGGGUUCGGACUCUGGCUCGGGCUCGGGCACAGGCUCGGGCUCUGCUGCGAGCUCCGACAGCGACGGGCAACGGACGCUCGCAGUGAUGGUUAUCGGGGCUGGUAAUGUGUGGGAGGUUGGGUCUCCUCUGUCAAUCGCUAUCGUGCGUCUCCCACAACCGUGAGCAGCCAGCCUAUCUCAAAGUGUCAUUUUAGGCUUCUCUUGACUAAAAUAUGUUUUGAAGGAGGUGGCGGCUGUAGGCAAGGGGAGGCGCGGCCCUGGAGGGCGGUUGUCGUGCUCAAGUGUGCGUGGGGCGGUAGGUUCGUGCCCCGGUGUGCAUGGACUCUUGCCCGCUUUGUGUCGCAGGCUGGCCCCCAGUUUGGUCUUUAUUUGUAGAGUUACUUAGUGGCUGUCAGUCCAGUCAGUGAGGGACUUCUAGUUUUUCUUUCCCACCCGCCCGCCCUGUCUUUGGAUGUGUUUUCUUUUGUGAGGGUUGCUUGGUGUAGCGGAGUUAGGGGUUUCCGCCCGGGGGGAGGUUUCUGCUUGGCGGCAAACGGGAAGCUGCCGGGCAGACCCGCAGCCGCAGCCAGGUGGAGGGCUGCGGCGGGGCCAAGGCGCGAGCAGCGCGCAAUAGGGCAACGGACGCUCGCAGUGAUGGUUAUCGGGGCUGGUAAUGUGUGGGAGGUUGGGUCUCCUCUGUCAAUCGCUAUCGUGCGUCUCCCACAACCGUGAGCAGCCAGCCUAUCUCAAAGUGUGUGCAGUGUGCUGCGGAAUGCAGGCCGCGGCCACAUGCGCGGGGCGGCAUGAGCGGUUGCGCGGUAGCUGGCGCGCGGAUGCCGUGGGCACCCUUGGCGCCGGGGGCCACUGCCUUCGCGAGAAGAUUUUAGCUUUGUGUCAAAUGUGUGUUUGUGUGACCUCAGUGUUUGUGUGACGUGUGACUCGGAACCUGCUACGAUUCUUGCGGCGGAGCUCAGGAUCGAGGCUGGCGGAAUGCCGGAGAUUGGCACAGCAGAGGACCAGACCCAGGGGUGGGCGGACACGGACAGGCGGGCGGUGCUGGCGGUGGCUUGCGCGGUUGCACCUGUGUAAAUCCUUUACAGA
This is a messenger RNA of Chlamydomonas reinhardtii, 3473 nucleotides long. RefSeq lists its product as uncharacterized. Gene Ontology annotation, biological process: fatty acid biosynthetic process. The transcript has 16 exons. Gene Ontology annotation, molecular function: 3-oxoacyl-[acyl-carrier-protein] synthase activity. The record is from RefSeq and is a predicted model, not a curated record. Lineage: Eukaryota; Viridiplantae; Chlorophyta; Chlorophyceae; Chlamydomonadales; Chlamydomonadaceae. Bases 297 to 1661 code for a protein of 454 amino acids.